Messenger RNA from Ceratotherium simum simum (southern white rhinoceros), 2772 nucleotides. The record is from RefSeq and is a predicted model, not a curated record. NCBI's taxonomy places the organism in Eukaryota, Metazoa, Chordata, Mammalia, Perissodactyla, Rhinocerotidae.
AGCUGCAUGGCUCUCUCAGGCAUCCUGUUGUGCUCUAUAGGGAAUCCUCUGGUGGUUAAUGGAUGUCCCUUUAGUUGUCACUUAGAGGGGAGAGAAAAAGAGAACAACUCACUCCGCCAUGAUGCUGACGUCACGCCGCGGUCUGUUGCUUUACGUAGUUAAAUCAGACGGAUGGAUGGUUGGAAGGGGAGAGGAAGACGGGCCUCUGAAAAGAGCACCUGAGUUGGAGAAAGGGGUGGAAGGCAGGAUCCCUCUAGAGAGACCCUGAGGUCACCAAGAGGGAAGAGCCCGUGAGUUACAGGGAGGAGAGUGUGCUGCCGAUAAGCCCACAAGCAACUGGCCUGACCUGCCAGGGUGUGCACACACUCCCCGGGCUGUGAAAUCACUCGUAUAAUUCUUCUUCCCCCUGACUGGACCUCUGGCAGCAACUGCUGUAAGGGUCUGAGAGGAUGAAGAAGUGAAGGGAAAUGGCAUGCUAUCAUCGGAAGACAUCCGUCAGACGGUAAAGGGAGGCCCAGAACCAGCGCAAGACAUUAGACAACCUUCUCAAAAGGACAAGGAAGCUUCUUGGGACCAGCUGCUUGGGUUUCUCCUUCUUAGCCCACAAAUAAUCUUUGGAGCCCGUUCCCUAAUUUAUCAAGUGGGAUGGAUAGCAGUGUCACAACCAGUAAUGGAGAGACAAAACCAGUAUACCCGGUCGUGGAAAAGGCGGAGGAAGAUGGCAACCUGGAACGGGGGCAGUGGAACAACAAGACGGAGUUUAUGCUGGCAGUGGCUGGGGAGAUCAUUGGCCUAGGCAACGUCUGGAGGUUUCCCUAUCUCUGCUACAAAAAUGGGGGAGGUGCCUUUUUCAUCCCCUACCUCAUCUUCCUCUUUACCUGUGGCAUUCCUGUCUUCCUCUUGGAGACAGCGCUGGGCCAGUACACUAGCCAGGGAAGCAUCACAGCCUGGAGGAAGAUCUGCCCCAUCUUUGAGGGCAUCGGCUACUCCUCCCAGAUCAUCGUCGUCCUCCUCAACAUCUACUACAUCGUCGUCCUGGCCUGGGCCCUCUUCUACCUCUUCAGCAGCCUCACCACCCAGCUCCCUUGGGGAAGCUGCCACCACGAGUGGAACACGGAACACUGUGUGGAGUUCCAGAAGAACAAUGGCUCCCUGAAUGUGACCUCUGAGAAUGCCACCUCUCCUGUCAUCGAGUUCUGGGAGAGGCGGGUCCUGAAGAUCUCUGAUGGCAUCCACCACCUGGGGGCCCUGCGCUGGGAGCUGGCCUUAUGCCUCCUGCUUGCCUGGGUCAUCUGCUACUUCUGCAUCUGGAAGGGGGUCAAGUCCACGGGCAAGGUGGUGUACUUCACAGCCACAUUCCCUUACCUCAUGCUGGUCGUCCUGUUAAUUCGAGGGGUGACACUGCCUGGGGCAAUUCAAGGGAUUCAGUUUUACCUGUACCCAGACCUCACGCGUCUGUGGGAUCCCCAGGUGUGGAUGGACGCAGGCACCCAGAUCUUCUUCUCCUUCGCCAUUUGUCUAGGGUGCCUGACAGCCCUGGGCAGCUACAACAAGUAUCACAACAACUGCUACAGGGACUGCAUCGCCCUCUGCUUCCUCAACAGCGGCACCAGCUUUGUGGCUGGGUUUGCCAUCUUCUCCAUCCUGGGCUUCAUGUCUCAGGAGCAGGGGGUGCCCAUCUCUGAGGUGGCGGAGUCAGGCCCUGGCCUCGCUUUCAUCGCCUACCCCCGGGCUGUGGUGAUGCUGCCCUUCUCUCCUCUGUGGGCCUGCUGCUUCUUCUUCAUGGUCGUCCUCCUGGGACUGGACAGCCAGUUUGUGUGCGUAGAAAGCCUGGUGACGGCGCUGGUGGACACGAAGCCCCAUGUGUUCCGUAAGAAGAACCGGAGGGAGGUCCUCAUCCUUGGAGUGUCCGUCAUCUCCUUCCUGGUUGGGCUGGUCAUGCUCACAGAGGGUGGUAUGUACGUGUUUCAGCUCUUUGACUACUAUGCAGCCAGUGGUAUGUGCCUCCUGUUCGUGGCCAUCUUUGAGUCUUUCUGUGUGGCUUGGGUCUAUGGAGCUGGGCGCUUUUAUGACAACCUUGAAGAUAUGAUCGGGUACAGGCCAUGGCCUCUUAUCAAAUAUUGUUGGCUCUUCCUUACACCAGCUGUGUGCAUAGCCACCUUCCUCUUCUCCUUGAUCAAGUACACCCCGCUGACCUACAACAAGAAGUACACAUACCCCUGGUGGGGUGAUGCACUGGGCUGGCUCCUGGCUCUGUCCUCCAUGGUCUGCAUUCCCACCUGGAGCUUCUACAAACUUAUCACCCUCAAGGGCCCCUUCAGAGAGAGAAUUCGCCAGCUUGUGUGCCCAGCUCAAGACCUGCCCCAACGGAACCGAGCAGAACCCUCCACCCCUGCCACACCCAGGACAUCACUUUUCAGAGUCACAGAACUAGAGUCUCGCUGCUAGGGGUGGUCAGGCCCUUGGAUGGUGCCUGUGAGCCUGGCUGUGGGGACAGCUGCAGGAGAGGGCAGAAGCAGCCCCACUGUGCUUCUCUGCCCCCUCCCCGGGGUAGAUAAGACAAAAGGGGAUAUUUUGGAAUCCACCUUCUGAGCUGGGGCUUCCCACCCCAACCUCCCUGCUCCAGGGGUGGCUGAACAGGUGUGAAAUGCCAGUAUCAAGAGCAUCCCCUUUGCGACGGGCCUUGGGAAGCUGGGUGAGGAUGGAGGGAAAGGUCUGUUUGGCUGCUGGGCCCUCUUACCCUUCAUUCCAUUAAAUCCAAGUUCUUCCCAC